Molecule: messenger RNA, 1697 nt
Organism: Annulohypoxylon truncatum
Lineage: Eukaryota; Fungi; Ascomycota; Sordariomycetes; Xylariales; Hypoxylaceae
Product: periplasmic binding protein-like II
Exons: 1
Coding region: 342-1295 (317 amino acids)
Source: RefSeq, a predicted model, not a curated record
ACUCAGGGCAUAAAGCUUGGAAAAAUAAAAGCGUGCUUAGCAAAGCAACAAAACAGGAACGUUUGCUCGAAAAGCUAGAAAUAUUCUUCUUAUAGUUAAGUAACGAUAACUAGAACUUAGAAGAAUCAACAAUUGAUGAAACUCCAGACUUCACAAUGCCGGCAAAAUUCUAAGAGCCUAAUUUAAUUUUACCUUAAAUAUAUGACUACUAUCGUUGUUGGAACUCUUGCUUCCGACUGUAACAUACUGGAAGAUGUAUAAAGUCGCAUCGAAGCACUUAUCGUCGGAAUGGUUAAAAUGAGUACUUAUUGCUACCUAAUGGCUACAUCAGACACAUCGUCAUGCAUCUGUUCAAAGCUGCUGAUAUCGCCACCUUUUCUGUGCUUUUUACCGCGCAUCUUGCCUGCUCGUUGAAAAUAGCAAGCGCGCUUGGGGUUCUGGAAUGGACUCCCGAGCUCAUCGCGAAGGAAGACUAUUUCCAAGGCGAUGUUGAUAUCGUGAAUGGCGGCAUCGCAAGUCUAUACGGCGACUCAACGGUCGACCUCGGGUCGAAUUCUGAGACUCAAUUGCUCCUGCAGUUCGGAUCCCACAGAAACCUCCGGAGCAUUGGCACGGUGGCGGAAGUUUAUUAUAGAAUUGUCGCCAACAAGAAGUCUGGAAUUAAUUCCUUAGUGGAUCUGAAAGGGAAAAACAUUGGUGCUGUUAGGUCGACAUCGUCUGAGUAUUUUAUCCAGACGUAUCUUUCCACAGUUGGGCUAGAACCGGCAGACUAUACGAUCGUAAAUGGGAUUGGAUGUCUGCAAGAGCCCUGUGGCGCUGCCACUUUCCCUGCAAUGCUCAGAGAUGGGAGGAUAGACGCCAUCGGGAUGUGGGAGCCGUCGGUGGAGCUAGGCGCUGAAGCACUUGGAUCUGACACUAUUGUGUUUGGAGAUAAUCAAACAAUUUACCGAGAAAUUUAUAACCUCGCCACCACAACCGAAAAACUCGACGAUCCAAAGAAGAGGGAAGAGAUCGUGCAAUUCUUGAGGGCCUUGAAGCAAGCAGAAAACAUCUUUCAGACUGACCCCCAAAAAGUCAUAACUCGAGCUGCAGAAGCCGUCAACACCAAUGCCACACUGUUGGAAGCGGUAUGGCCUGUCCAUAAAUGGGAUGUGCGUGUGCCAUCGGAUAUGCUGGAUGUGCUAGUCGAUGAAGACAAGUUUGUGGCUCCAAAUGCUAGAAGGGACGCUCUUCCGAGAGAAAGUCUUGCUGCGCUUAUUGACCCAAGCGUAUUGGAUGAAGCUCUUCAGACAUGAAUAAUGCGCUGGGAAAUGCUCCGUUGUUCUGCGGACCCUGUUAUUGAAUUGUUAUUGUUUCAUUCCUUUUUAUUCAACCUUUUUGAAAAGCAGAGAGUAAAAAACACCGUCUCCGAUUCUGCAGUUUGGCGAUUAAAACUCUGAGUCCUAGUCGCAGGCGUUAGCUCCAGUCCACAGAGUGCUGGAUAACUAAAAGUAAGAGUCAGGAAAAUUUGAAGAUGAAAAUAUGUUCAACUAGGCUUAAUAUUGAUUGGGUCUGGCUUUUUAUGCGGUAUUUGCAUGAGGCUAUCUCGCAAUUUGGCAUGUCCUUAAUUUAAUUGAAGCUACUUGCUGGGAAGUUAUUUAUGGCACGGGGUUAUGUAUGUCACGUUAACUUAUCUGGUGAAUGGCGAGCCAAGUUAC